AUGGUAUCAUCCGUAGGCAUCCGCAGUAACAGCAAAAUAACCCGCUUUUCGAAAAGCUCAAUUUUAGGAAAGGGGACAGACUUAGUAAAUGUGAAGGACGAUGGGAGAUUGAAGGAGUACUUGUGGUGGAACGGGCUCAUUAAGCCAAAGGAAACCUUUAAUGCAAAGAAAACCAAGGGGUUCCUGAUCGUGAAAUUAUUCCUCUAUGGAUAUUUAAACAGAAUAACUACUCACAGGUCGAAUAAAGACAAAGACCUAAUGUACCCCUAUUUAAAAAUCCUCCUAAAUAAUGAAGAAAUCUACAGGACGAAAGUUUUACACAGUUCGUUAAACAUAUGGGAAGAAAAAGUCGACAUCGAAAUUCACUACAUCAAAAGUAAAAUAGAAAUUCAGUUGUACGAAAUGGAUGAAACGGAGGGAAUCGUGGAGGAUGAAUAUAUGGGCAGUGCCUUCAUCGAUGUUUUGUAUCUACAGCUGUCCAAGAAGUAUGAUAUAAUUCUUAAGUACAGUAACAAAGUGGGACACUUGAUAGAUCCUUAUCAUUAUAGGAAGAAGCUACAUGAUGAAGCAAGCAGGGAACCGAAGGAGGGCCAGACAGGGGAACCAACUCACAACAAUUGUUGUACAAAUUCAGUUAAUGAUACUUCUUCACCAGGACAGGAGAAAUUUCCGAACGAUUACAACGUUCGCAUCUUUGCUAAACUAGUUAACAGAAAAAACUGCAACAACUUGGUUUUGCAGUUAAACUGCAUUUCAUCCCUUAACUAUUCCUAUGUUCACGGAAACAACGAAAUAUUGGACAAAGAAUUAAAUAUAAAUCAGUUGUAUGAUGAAUUGAAAAAUAUAAAAGGAAAUGUCGAAACAGUCUGGUUGCCCUUCUUUUCAAUUAUAUAUAACUUUGCCUCAUGGAGAGCGCCCUUAUAUUCUGCUUUUUUUCUAAUUUUUUUUUCUUUUUCCUUUUUGUAUUCCAAAUUUUUUCUCUCCUUUUUUUUACUAGCUCUAAGUAUAAUGUUGUUCAUUUUGGUUUCCAUCAUUAAGGAAAGUGACAAGAUAAAACGAAAUGGCCAAAUUAGCACUUGGGCGAAGGCUGGGUGGACUUCUAAUGCUCGCUCGUUGACAGGACAGGAGAGGAAGGAAGGAAGAAAGAAGGAGAAGAGGAGUAAACGUUUUAACUACUGGAUGCAGGCAAAGAACCUUGGUGGGUACUGCCAACCUCAGGGAGGGAAACUUGGCUUAAAUGAUAAUACCUUAAAGGAAAAUGGAGAUUCGGGUAGCAUCUCUGAGAACAGCGGUAGUUAUAGUAGCUGCUCCUCAACCGACUUGAGUACGGACCAUUCGAGUGGUCUUUCAGAUUCCUGUGGGAGCGGCACAGAGUCUAGUGCACGUCUAAACUCUGGGGGGGAGUGCAACAGUGUGGAGGGAGGACCGAAGCGCGAUAACGGGGAGAAGGGUGCGAAAGACGGGACAGGUGAACAGAAAAAAGACACAUGGAGCAAUUAUAACACGAAGGAGAAGCAAAGUAAUAGCAACCAUCCUAGUGGCAAACGGGAACAUAAAAAGGUCAACGGAUACAUGGAGAAGAACACAGCGGACAUGAGUGAAGAUUCAGCCAAGGAGGGGAAAACGAAGAGGCGAAUCAACAGCAGCAACUGCACGAGGGAAGUCAGCACGGACAACGAUGACACAAGUAGCGAACUGAAUCUAACGGAAAAUGGAAGUAGCUCUAACGAAAGCGGAGGGGAUAACCUACAUGUUAUUAAAACAUUCGUCUCGAACAUAAUAGAUGAUGAAAUUAUUAACAACGUAAAAUAUUUCCACUAUAUAAUUUUCUAUUUCACGAGGUGGUCACAGAUUUUAUUUCUUUUUUUGCGAAGGUUCGGGUACAUUCUGGUGGUCAUUACGUUGCUUUUUUGUUUUUUAAAUAUUUAUUUCUACCCCCUUGUGGGCAGGUUCCUCCGUUUUUCUAUCUUCUCCAGUGGGUUUAUUUUUUUGACCUACAAUUUAAAGCCCACAAAUAUUUUGUACAGGUUUGUCCUGUGCAUUCAGGAGUACUACUUUUGGGGACCGAGUCGCAGGAGCAUGGACAUAUUCUCUGCAUCCCAGGGAGCGUCAACGAGGAACACAAGUGCGUAG
Molecule: messenger RNA, 2133 nt
Organism: Plasmodium knowlesi strain H
Lineage: Eukaryota; Apicomplexa; Aconoidasida; Haemosporida; Plasmodiidae
Product: conserved Plasmodium protein, unknown function
Exons: 1
Coding region: 1-2133 (710 amino acids)
Source: RefSeq, a predicted model, not a curated record